AGAAGGGGCCAAAGUCGGAUCAUCAUCAUAACCGGCUGACUCAACCUUAGCUAGUGUCUCUGUCAGAGCGAAACCACCUUGCUGUCUUGUUUUAAGUCUGACAAGUGUCCACUACUGAACCAUGGGAAUGAAUGGUCAAGAUCUUAAGGUGUAACCUCAAGGCAUAGUGUGACUGCUUCAGGACCAUGGAGCCGGACGUGAUCCGCAUGUACUCCUCCUCCCCACCCCCAAUGGAGGACGGAGCUGAGGAAGAGGACGAUGAGUUUGGGGACUUUGGGGGCUUCUCUGGAGUUCCGACCAGCGCCAGCUUCAAUGAGUUUGACACCCCAGCGACCUUCAACCAGACCCCAGCCUUGGCCGCCACCUCACCACCCGAACUCCUCAACAAUGGAGGGGUGGUUGGGUUGUCAAACCUCAGCUCAGGUCCCGUGGGAAGGGGUCCCGUGGUCGAGCGCUCCAACUCCAAGUCAAAUGGUGUCGUGCCGGGUGGCUGCCAGUACGACAGUCCUUCGGAAAGAACUGUGAAUGUGGAGGAGUUGAAAAAGCUUGCCGACCACACUCGAGACAAUAAUCAUUCUACCUCCCUGGACAUAUCUGGGAGGGGUCAGACUGACCACAUAGACAAGCCUGUUGAUUGCAACGGUGGGGUCGCGGAGGUUCUGACCAACGGCUUUGCUACUUUUGAAAUAGAGGGAAGCCCAUCUUUGCAGAAAUUGAUCCACUCUAAAAAGAAAGGAACCACCACAGAGUGUGCAGACGACUGCCCUCCCAGCAGCCCCGAGGACGACUUUGCGGAUUUUUCUGCUUUUUCUAACGCAGACGUUCAAGGACACUCCAACGAGGUGACAAACCGCACGAGCGAGAACUUGGACAAUCCCAACCGGGACGAACGGCUGGCAGAGGACACCUGCCAGCAACAGAGGCAGCAGGAACACUCUAAUGUAGAGCAGGGAAUCAGCUCAGAGGACAACAUCAGGGACACUCACAUUACAACUGGAUCCAACGACAUCGCUGGCUCUGAUUCUCUAUCGCACCCUGCUGAGGCUCGAGACACUGACGAAGGCUUGAGCAAAGGGGGCGGGGGCUUUCAUAGAGACACUGCUAACUCUGAACAAAGGAGCGUAGAACCGGAAUUUGCACACGAGCACUCUGCUCCUGAGGUGGUUAUUAGUGAGGAUUCUGCCCCAGAGGAGGUUUGUAGUGAGGACUCUGUCCCCAAGGUAGUUUGUAUUGAGGACUCUACCCAAGAGGUGGUUUGUGGCGAGGACUCUGCCUCCAAGGCACUUUAUGUUGACGAACCGGUCACCCAGAACGGUGUGGAUUUGGAGCAGUCGGAAGAGGAGGGGGCAGAAGAAGAGGCAGGUGUCAGUGAAAACAGGAUUUUGCCCGAUACAGACGAUGAAGAUGGGAAUGGUGAGCAAGCAGACGAGAAGCCGGGGUCCGGAAACGAAACAGAAACAGAGACUGAAACGUCUUUCGGUCGACCGCUGUCCACGGACGCCCUUGAGGAGUACGGUGACAUCAGCACGACGGGCUCGGUGCCCUCGCCGCCGCUCCAAGAGGAGACGGCCACGCCUGCUGACCACAGCCAACUGCCGGAGGACGACGAUGGUGAAGACUUUGGUGACUUUGGAGACUUCGGGGACGUGGCCUCUUUUAGCGGACAGGGCUUUGCUGACUUUGACCAGCCAGAGUUGCAACUAGAGGAACUCACACAGGGACUAGUGGACGACGACAAAGACUUUGGCGAUUUCGACGCCCCCAACAGCCACAUUGGUGGUGGGAAGGCAAUUGAGGACGAAGAUGGGGGGAAGUUUGCAGAUUUUCCCGGCAGCGACAGUUUUGCCGACUUUAGCUCAGCUCCUGUUGGUGCCGACCCUGAUGCAGAUGCUGGUUGGAAUGCCUUUGAUGAGCCUGAACAGGGUCAAGGGGAGGGCGAUUCCUGGGCUGCAUUUGGAGGGGAGCCGACCACCGCUGCUCCUUUGGAAACGGGUGAAGACGACUGGCAGGAGAGUGAACCUGUAGCAGCCCCUCCACCCAGCAGCCAUCAGAUCAGUAGGAGAGACAGUCAACCGGCAGGGCUGUGCAGUCGGCUGGAGAAGCUCUUUCAGGAAAUGUUCCCCGACGCACCUGCCCCGCAGGUGGGGGAGGAGGUGCUACCCCUCAAAAUCCUGCUGGAGCCUCCUGCGAGGUUACAGCAGGAAGUGCGUGAAAUGAAGAGCAGUGUGCCAGACAAUGGGGUCGUGGGGGACGUGUUGUGGAGGCAACUGCUGGACAUCCACGAGGCGUUUGGCCUGCGGCACCAGUGGGGCGGCUCGCACAGCAACAAGACACUACUCUGCUCCCUGGGCAUCGACAUUAGAAACAUUCUGUUCACAGGUCAGAAGAAGCAGCCAGUGAUAGUUCCCAUGUAUGCUGCCAGCCUGGGCAUGCUGGAACCCACCAAAGAGCCAGUAAAACCCAUAUCAGCGGCAGAGAUGAUCGCGUCCAUAGCACAACAAGCACCUCCAGUGGCCCCAGCAGAGAUCAUAAGCACUAGUCCACCAUACACAGCCCAGGAAGUGCUCCCGCCCGUCCAGUUUGACUGGAGCAGCAGUGGCCUUACUAACCCCCUGGACGCGAGCGGAGGCUCGUCUCUGCUCAACCUCGAUUUCUUUGGGCCCGUGGAGGACUCUGGCUCUAGCAGCUCCACCUCCAUCCCAGGUGUGGACCCGGAGCUGUAUGAGCUAACCACCGCUAAACUGGACCCCAGUGGCUCUGGGAGCCGUGUGGCUGACGCCUUCGCCCGCCUUAUGUCUACUAUGGAGAAGACCAGCACCUCGACCAGAAAGCCCCGGAAAGAGGAGAACUUAAGUGAGGAGGCGUUGAAGGUGAUUGCAGGGCUACCAGACCUGUCCUUCAUGCAGGCCAAGGUGCUGAUGUUCCCCACCACGCUGACCCCCCUGGGCAGCUCCUCUGACCCCACACCCGACUGAUCCACCACCCCCCUCCAUUAAUGCCCUUCUCCUCCUUAACACUGUCUGUCAUUCUAUCACUAUAUCAUGAAGUUAUCAUUUUUGCUUCCAUGCCAUCAUUGUUUUGUUAUUUUCUCCCUUUUUAUGUUUUGUUAUUUUCAGUUGUAAUCUUUUUAAUCAAGUGAAGCAUUUACUGAUUGUCCUUGUGAGUGGAGAAUGGUUAGUCAGACCUGGACUAGGCUAAGCCUGUAAAGCGAGCUUUGUCAAUAGAACAAGAGAACAUAUUAAAAUAGUUUGUUUAAUUUAUAGAUCAAGGUCCUAGAGAGAGGCCGUUUGUUUAUAAUAGGAGAAUCAAUGUGUACAUAAUCAGGGACAAAUUGCGUUGUUUUUUUGAAGGUGGUUUUUACGUUUCUCAUUGUGGUGGGCGUGUCAAUUUUUGUCUUUGUGAGGAAAUGAAACACUGGUUGAACCUCUUCAAAGCGAGGCUCGAAUAAAGUGAAGUGGGAUAUACACUGAGUGUUCAAACCAUUAGGAACACCUUCCUAAUAUUGAGUUGCUCCUCCUUUUUCCCUCAGAACA
Coregonus clupeaformis (lake whitefish) is the source of this 3533-nucleotide messenger RNA. RefSeq names its product aftiphilin. Gene Ontology annotation, molecular function: clathrin binding. Gene Ontology annotation, biological process: intracellular transport. Lineage: Eukaryota; Metazoa; Chordata; Actinopteri; Salmoniformes; Salmonidae. Gene Ontology annotation, cellular component: AP-1 adaptor complex; trans-Golgi network membrane. The transcript is spliced from 10 exons. The record is from RefSeq and is a predicted model, not a curated record. The coding region runs from base 186 to 2975 and encodes 929 amino acids.